Molecule: messenger RNA, 2478 nt
Organism: Tetrahymena thermophila SB210
Lineage: Eukaryota; Ciliophora; Oligohymenophorea; Hymenostomatida; Tetrahymenidae
Exons: 7
Source: RefSeq, a predicted model, not a curated record
AUGUUUACUGAAGUUUUGGCUCUCUGUAAUAGCACCUUAGCACUUAUGAUAAUGCUUUGUUCUUUCUGUAGAUCAUUUACAUAAAAAAUAAUCAGAAAAGAUAUUUUUUUUACUUUACUACAAAAUAUGUUUACAAAAACAUAUAUCAACAUGCUAAAAAAUUGUAAUAUUUAACAGUAAAAUGAAGAGAUUUAAGAAAAAGAUAUGGCUUAAGGUUCCCAAAUUUAAAAAAUACAAAGUGCAAAUUAAGAAGGAGAAGAAGUUGAUAAAACUUAAAGCGAAGAAAAAAUGGAAACAGAAAGUAAAAAUGAUAUUUCAAUUCCACAGUUUUAAUCAAAGUUUAGUUAGCAGCUAACACAUGACCUCGUAAGUUAAAAAAUAGGGCCACAUAUUAAAGAAAAUAAAGAAGACAUUGUGAAAUUGUCUAACAUUUAUAAACAAUCUAAUAGAGAGGAAGUAGAAUUUAAGAAAUACGAUAAUUUACAUGAUUUAACAUUAGAUGAAAGUUUGUAGAUGCUAAAUGAAAAACAAUUGUCAUUACAACUAGAAGAUUAAUUAUUUUCAACAAAAAUAUUUAAAAGAAAGUCUUAGCUUGAAAAUAAAGGAGUAAAAAAGUAAAUGCUUAAAAAAAUUGAAUAACAAAUUGAUGAUAGUUUAGAUUUCUUUAAAUUUUUUAAAGAAAUUUUAUUUUUAAAGAAGGCUGCUUUAAUUUUACUUAGCAAAGAAUAACUUGCUGCAAUUCAAUUAGUUGGAUUAGACAUCAACGAUAUAUAAUCAAAGAGUGAAGGUGAUUGUAUGAAUCAUCUAAAAGAGUAAUAUGAAAUAUUACAAUCAACUGAAUUGUGCUAAGACACUGAUCACAUAAAAAGGUUUGUACCAAAUAAUUGUGAAGAAGAAUAAAAAAUAAAUGACUUUAUCAAUCAUUCUAACUAUUUUUUAAAUGUUAAGAUAAAAACUUCUCAAUUUAAUACAACUUAAUAGGAAAUUUAAGAUUAAUAUAGAAGCUAGCUAUCUAUAAGUACCACAAGUUUUACACAAAUAACAGACUUUAAAAUUUAAAAUCAAAUAACUUCAGUCAAGAAAGGUUUAUUUAUUCAAUCAGAAUAAACAUUUACAUCACCAAUUUCAUAUACAACUUAAACAUUAAAUUACAACCGUUAAUAGCUUAUUUAAGAUUCUGGUUCUCAAUUUCUUAGCUAUGUUUAUUUUGAGAUUGAUGAAAAUAUAACAUAUUUUCACAUAUAAUAUCCAAUGUUUACUGAAAUUUUGGCUCUCUGCAAUAGUACUUUAGCACUAAUGAUAUUAAUAUGCUCGUUUUGCAGAUAAUUUUCAAAAAAAAUAAUCAGAAAGGAUAUUUUUUUCACUUUACUACAAAAUAUGUUUACAAAAACAUAUAUCAACCUUCUAAAGAAAAGUAAUAUAAAUUAAUAAAAUCAGUAGAUUUAAGAAAAAGAACUGGAUUAAGAUCAGUAAAUUGAAAAAAUUCGAAGUGAAAAAUAAUAAGGAGAAGGAGAAGCUGAUGAACAACAAGAUGAAGAUUCUAACAAUGAAGAAAAAAAUGAGACAGAAAGCAAAAAUGAUAUUUUGAUUCCACAAUUUUAAUCAAAGUUUAGUUAGCAACUAAUAAAUAAUCUAAAAAGUUAAAAAAUUGGGUAAAAAAUAUAACAAAAUAAAGAAGAUAAUAUUAAAUUGUCAAACUAUCAAAUACAACCUAAUAGUGAAGAAAUAGAAAUAAAGAAAUAAGAAAACAUAUCUGACAUAACAUAUUAAUAGUCAUUAAAUUUUUAAAAUUCAAGUUAUUAAGACUAAACUCCAAAUCUUAUAAGAUUCGAUUCUUAUUAAAAACAGUCAUAAUUCUAUUAAUUAGAUGUAAAAGAAAAUUCAAUUUAGGUUAAUUCUUCUACUUUCAAAUAAAAUAAAAUAAAAUAAAAAAUAAUAGGAUAACCAAAUAAAUUUUCAUUUAAGUAAAGAUAAAAUAUAAGUAUGUUAGCAUCAAAUUAGUAGGUAGAUGAGAGUUUAUAAAUGCUAAACGAAAAAAAGUUAUCAUUACAACUAGAAGAGGAACUAUUUUCUACAAAAAUACUUAAAAGAAGAGCUAUGUUUGAAAAUAAAGGGUUAAAUAAAUAAAUACUUACAAAAAUAGAAUAGAAAAUUGAUGAUAGUUUAGAUUACUUUAAAAUUUUGAAAGAAAUUUUAUUUUUAAAAAAGGCUGCUCUUGUUUUAUUGAGCAAAGAAUAACUUGCUGCAAUUUAAUUAGUUGGAUUAGAUAUUGAAGAUAUAGAGCCAAAGAAUCAUAAAAUAGUAAAUGGUGAAUAUUAUUGUAUGAAUCAUAUAAAAGAGUAAUUUGAAAUAUUACAGUCAACUGAAUUGUAAAGCUAAUAUAUCAAGCUAUUUUUAAAAAAAUGCUAAAAUGAAUUAGCUAUAGAUCCUAUUGAUAAGAGGAUAUUAUCUUCACUAAUAAUAAAUAAUGAAAAUUGA